Molecule: messenger RNA, 1745 nt
Organism: Lytechinus variegatus (green sea urchin)
Lineage: Eukaryota; Metazoa; Echinodermata; Echinoidea; Temnopleuroida; Toxopneustidae
Product: protein OSCP1-like
Exons: 9
Coding region: 115-1272 (385 amino acids)
Biological process (GO): transport
Cellular component (GO): cytoplasm; plasma membrane
Source: RefSeq, a predicted model, not a curated record
GGCCUUUUAAAAAUAUCCAGGGAUACUCCGACGCCAACACUCCCGUGUCUCGUCUUUAUAUUUUGGGGUGAUAAGUCAUAUUUUCUCACUCAUUGGAAUACUUUAAACGUAAAAAUGUCUCAACGGGCUUUACCAGUUCUAUUCAUCAAUCUUGGAGGUGAAAUGUUGUAUAUUUUGGACCAGCGUUUGCGAGCUCAAAACAUUCCCGCGGAUAAAGCACGGAAAGUGAUGCAUGACAUUGUUAAGACGAUGUUCAACCAACGAUUCGUGGUGGAACUCUUCAAGCCUCAAGAUAUCUACUCUAAGAAAGCGAUGAGGACAGUUUUUGACCGUCUGGCUCAUGCUUCUAUCAUGAGACUCAACACUGCAUCUAUGGACAAGUUAUAUGACUUGAUGACGAUGGCUGUCAAAUAUCAGAUAUCACUCUGUCUCAGACCUAAGGAUAUUCUUCUUGUUACUCUAAACCACAUGGAUGCCAUCAGAAGCUUUGUUUGUGACAACCCAACACUCAAGGCUGGUGUAGAGGGCGUUUGUCGUCUGCUCUUAAAGACCUUUUCUGGUGUAACAUUGGGAGAGUUUCAGCUCAUACGGCAGACACUUUUAGGCUUCUUUCAAGACAUGCAUAUUAGGGUGUCAAUAUUCUUGAAAGAGAAGGUGCAGAGUUCUAACGGGCGGUUUGUUCAUUCCCUCGGUGGCGCUGUUCCAUACGGCACAGAGAUUCCAGGAACAAUCAGAUAUUUCAACCGAGAUGGGAAGCAGGUUGAGACAGAGGAGUUCUCCUGCCCAGGGAAGUACAUUGCCUCCUUCAAGGAAGGCUCGUUUGAAAUGGAAGGAGACAGGGUCAUCAAGCUCGGAAGGAACAUGUACUGCACAUCAAAGACGGGAGACGCCACGGUCAUGGGGGACUCCGGCGGCAGGGGCAAAUCGAAAGCCUCUGCGGAGCAUGCAUCAGCUAAUCCUAAUCCCAUGGUGAAAGCAGAGCUUAAUCUCCUGGCUCAUCUGAUGGGUGCGGUGGAGAAGAAACCUGCUGGUCCUGGCAAAGAAAAUGAUUUUAGGAUCAGUAUGUUCAAUACAGAUGAAGAAGAAGAGAAGUUUGCUGCUGCUCGACCUCCUCCAGACAUGUAUGAUUUCAAGGUCAUCAACAUUGACGCCUCAAAGAUCCAGACGAGCGAGGAGCUGAGUAGAAUAAUGGGCGACAUGGCCAUCCCGGAUGCCACAGGUCCUUCCAAUAAGGGCGAUGACCUUUUAGAACUGAUGGACAGUGCAUCAUGAGGUCAAAGGUCACUACCAUUAUAGCAAUCAGAUUUGAAUUUUUGAUGUACACUGUAUUAUAUACAUUCUUACAUGUGCCAUUAAUGUCGAGUGUUUUGAGAGACAGUUUUAGAUGUUUGUACCGCUCCAGUUGAUAUUUCUGUAAUUUCCCACACCUGAAUUCACUGGAAAAAUAUAAACCAUGGGAUAAUAUGAUUCACAGAAGAUGUUACAAGAUCUGGGGUGUUUCACGAAGAUCUAAGUAUGACUUAAGUCGUACUUAUAUCCCAACGUGUACAUGAUAUGCAACGCAAAAUCUUAUUGAUUAAUAUGCAGUCAUGUGCAUCCUCCUGGUAUGAUCCUGACCGAUGUAGUCACGCCUUUGAAAACGCAUGCAAAUUGGCAUUUAAGUGUGGAUCUAAGUCAUACUUAAACCUUUUAUUUGUGAAACAUCCCCCUGGGUCCCGUAACACAAAUGUUAGCACGUCGUAUGC